AUGAUCAGCAAAGCAGUUUUGAGAAGAUCGGCGUUGUGCGUCCUUAGACCAUCGACGCUCUCUGCCCGGUCCGUCGUGGUAUCUUCGGCUUUUGGACCCCAGAGGGCCGUCCACAACUCGAGUUCCAGCAACAGUAAUAUCGGUGAUAAGGUGAGAGACACCCUUCAGGAGCUAAACAAGAAGAUUGGGCAAGCGGCUGCCAGCGGCAUUGAAAGUGCUGAGGGAGCGACGCAUAAGGUCAGUGAGAAGGCACACGAGGCUUCUGAAGCGACCAAACACGGUCUCAAUGCUGUCAACAAGAAAGUAGGCCAGGCAGCUGCCGAAGGCAUUGACAAGGCUCAACACAGCGCACAUGAGGCUAAAGAGAACUUGAAGCAGCACGAUUCUCCAGUGGAGGCUGGCAAAGAGGGUCUAGAUGCUAUUAACAAGAAGGCCGGCCAAGCGGCUGCGGACGGUAUCGAGAAAGCGCAAAAUGCGUCUAAAGAUGUACAGGACAAAUGGAACAAGAGCGAUCCUGCUACGAACUUUGCUGACCAAUCUGCAGAGGCGGUGAACAAGGCUGGCAAGGAGGCUAAAAAGGGCGUGAAAAAGGCUGAGCAAAUGGCUGAAAAGUACAAGAAUUAA
Molecule: messenger RNA, 624 nt
Organism: Lachancea mirantina
Lineage: Eukaryota; Fungi; Ascomycota; Saccharomycetes; Saccharomycetales; Saccharomycetaceae
Source: the annotation of a GenBank genome assembly